AUGCUUCUGUUCAAACGAAAUUGUGCAACCAUCUUAAGGAAUAAAUCAUCGCCCAUCAGAUCAGCUAGAUUCGCUUGGAAUAUCAGUUUUCACCAGGGAAUCCCUAGACCUUACGCCGCUAUUAGAAACAUGUCCGGAACAGAUUCUUCAGGUGCUACCAAGACGGUAUGGUUGGAAAGGGAUGAUCUCUUGUCCAAACCACCCUCAUAUCCCCAACUUACCCAAGAUACCAAGACAGAUGUGGUGGUCGUCGGAGGUGGUAUAGCUGGCCUACAUAUCGCUUAUGAAUUGCUCAGCUCCGGCAUGAAGAAGGUUGUUUUGCUGGAGGAUGGAAAAAUCGGAUCCGGGGAAACUGGUAGAACCACAGGACACUUAUCGGCAGAUAACGAAUACAACGAAUUCUUGAAUCUGCAUGGGGCAGAAGGUACAGCCCAAAUCGCUGCUGCACAACAAGCAGCGAUUGAUCGAAUUGCUACGAUCGUCGACAAGCACAAGAUAGACUGUGACUUCGUUCGCCUUCCGGGAUACAUGUUCCACGGGCUACCCACAAGUUCAAGGGAGUUCCGACUUGAUACUCUUGAAGAAUUAUAUGAUGCUGCUGAGAAGACUGGUAAAUUAGACGUGUCGAUCGUCAAUGACGCUUAUAUCAAAGGGUUCAAGAGUGGACCAGCUGUACGAUUCGGCAAUCAAGCUACGUUCCAUCCUACCAAGUACCUCCAAGCCUUAGCGAAAGUGGUCUCUGAUAUGGGCGGUGAGAUUUACGAGAAGACGAGAUACAUGAACUACCAAGAGGAGAACGGUGGUGUUACUGCUAUAUUAGAUAAUGACAAGAAGAUCCAGGCUGAAGCUUUGGUAAUGGCUACGAAUGUUCCAUUGCAAAAGCUGGUCAUGAUUGAACGAGUCGAGGCAUUCCGAACAUAUGCAGUAGCCUUGAAGAUCCCUACUUCCUCAGUAUCAUCUAACGGUGAAGAAGCACUAUGGUGGGAUCUUGCGGAUCCAUACCACUAUGUCCGAGUCACCCCACACAAGCAAGAAGGCUACAGCCUGCUGGUCGUUGGAGGUGAAGAUGAAAAAGUCGGUCAACAUGAUGAUUAUGAGGAGAGAUUCCAGCGAUUGGAAUCAUGGGCUAGGGAAAGGUGGACUGCCGCAGGAGAAGUAGAGUACAAAUGGAGUGGUCAAGUCUUGGAUUCUUCAGAUGGGAUCGCCUACAUCGGUCGAAACCCUGGAACGAACAAUGUUUAUGUCCACACUGGUGAUAACGGUGAUGGCCUUACCUAUGCUGCCAUCGGAGGUUUGCUCAUCGCCGAUCUCAUUCUCGGUAAAAAGAAUCCAUGGGCGCACACAUUCUCGCCAUCUCGACAACACAGUGGAUCUCACUUGAAGCAAGCUCUGAAGACCUUACCGGAUAUGGUCAAGGAGAAUUUAUCUGAUCAAAUUUACUAUACCAAAUGGGCAGUAGCAUGUACCAAGACUGUAAAGGAUAUCGAAGAUCUUGUUCCUGGCGAGGGAGAUGUGGUCAGAGAGGGAUUAAGCCCUAUAGCUGUGUAUAAGGAUGAAUCCGGCGGAAUCCACAAGAUGACGGCUGUGUGUCCUCAUUUGAAAGGUAUCGUCGCCUGGAACACCGCCGAGAAAUCUUUCGAUUGUCCAGUGCACGGAUCUCGAUUCACCUGUAAAGGUGAAGUGGUCAAUGGACCUGCUAAAGGACCUCUACAGCCUAAGUAA
This is a messenger RNA of Kwoniella botswanensis, 1722 nucleotides long. RefSeq lists its product as uncharacterized. The transcript is spliced from 8 exons. Bases 1 to 1722 code for a protein of 573 amino acids. Gene Ontology annotation, molecular function: 2 iron, 2 sulfur cluster binding; oxidoreductase activity. Lineage: Eukaryota; Fungi; Basidiomycota; Tremellomycetes; Tremellales; Cryptococcaceae. The record is from RefSeq and is a predicted model, not a curated record. Gene Ontology annotation, cellular component: cytoplasm.